Gambusia affinis (western mosquitofish) is the source of this 3642-nucleotide messenger RNA. RefSeq lists its product as uncharacterized. Bases 736 to 1269 code for a protein of 177 amino acids. The transcript is spliced from 5 exons. Lineage: Eukaryota; Metazoa; Chordata; Actinopteri; Cyprinodontiformes; Poeciliidae. The record is from RefSeq and is a predicted model, not a curated record.
CUUAUCUGUAGUUCUGUUGGUUACAAAUAUGGUAGAAAAAAAUCAGCAAAAUAAAAAUAUAUAUACAGGCUGAAGUGUGUAGAGAAGCAGGAAUGAUUGCUAAAUAAUAAUAGAAAACAGGCUUCUUGGGUGUUUAGACAAAGUUACUUUGUACUGCUAUACGGCAUGGAUGACAGAAUAUUUAUUUAUUUAUUUAGUCUAAAGCAAAGAGUACCAAUUAAUUCGUACUGAGAAUCUGGUUUGUGUGAAGGGGAGCAUCUUACUGGAAGCGUGAUAUCAACACCCCCAUAAACACCGCCCACCUGGGUAACUGAAAGCAGCACAGAACACUGGAGGAUGUGGUCAGUCAGUCUGCGUUAGCUUCAACUGCGCCCAGUCUACUUAAGUUCUUAAUUUAGCCUGAAUUCAACAAAUAGCUCGCCCAAUUGAUAGUAAAUGGCAUGUUAUGAACAACGGAGAGGCGUGUUUAUCAAACAGAACGGUUUUAGUCGUUGUUUUGCGCUCGGAAUAAGUGACUAAAGCUGCUGCUGUUUUGGCCUGCUACGCGGAUAUCCUAGCUAACACUAGCAGCAGCCUCAAUUGGCUCCUGGAGCUUCACCGACUCUCACCCGAAAAUAGAAAGAGAAAUGGCACACCUUGCUAGCCAACUCAGGUGGACGUCUCUGUCGUUUUAAGGGAAAGUUGUGUGGUUCUUCAGUAAUGAGACUCUCCUCUCAGCUAUAAGCGUCUUAUGAAAUGGAGCUUUACUGGUAUAUAGUUGUUAUAAUAUUCAUCAUCAUAAAGAUCUUCUUCUAUGUGUGCUGGUACCGGUCAAGACAAAGGCAGCUGGCAGCAUAUUUGAGCAACACCCGCAAUGCACAAAUAGUCAUCGUCGGAGGAAGGGCUUACCUUCAUCAGAUGUGUGAGAGACAGAAUCAAGCAUCUGUGUGGCCCAGUUGGUAUGGCGUUCAAGAGGACUUUUCAGUUGAGGAACCGUCCUCAACAAUGCCCCCGACUGCAUCCUUCUCCCACCUGGAAAUGCCCCCACCAUACGAGGUGGUCUCUGGAGAGGAUGACCUGAAGCCGCCUCCAUACAGCGAAUGCGCUCAAAACGAUGAGUCCGACUCCCCUCAUCUCUCCCACAACACUCCUCUCAUUUCCCAGGGUGGAAACUCGGUUCGCAUCAGCGAAGCUCCUCCCCCCUACACACUGACUCCUCCUCCAGUAGCCGGCCCCCAGGGCAGUCCUGUAAGCCAGAGCGAGCCUCUGCCAGAAGGCAGGGCCACUUAAACAGCCGCUCAUUCAAGUUUGCCUUUCUCCCACCCCAUGCACUGCCUUCCUACAUUCAACCUCAGUGAUCGUUGCCUGCCUUACUCUCACCGUGAGAGCAAAUGUUUAUUUGGGUGGGUGUGUGCCUGUGUAUGUGUGUGUGUGCCUUCGUUGGUUUUGAAACCAAUUUGCUUUUCUACUUGUAUUAAAAAUUGGUCAUCUGAUGAGUUUGGCAAUAACAGAUAAUUGCAGCAAGCCUUCGUGCCUCGAUCAGGACCGCAGAACCUGUUUCCCAGCAAGGAUCAACAACAGAAAGAGGGACUUUUAAUCCGUGUUCACUUUUAUAUGUUUUCCUCUUGCUGUUUGUCUGUAAUGUCCCACAGAGCUUAAUUAACUUCUUUAUUCUUUCAGCGUUAGUUCUUGUUCCUGAUUUUAAAUUUUUAAACUUUGUUCUGUAGUUAUCACAAUUAUUCAGCACCUGUUUGAUAUUAGAAUUCUUGUUUUCGACAAUCUAAAACAUCUUGAGCCACCAGGUGUACAUAUGCAUAAGAAAUAAUCAGAUGUCUGCUUGGUGUAUCAUUACUUCACUUGAGGUAUCUAUAAAUGCACUAAAUCAUUUACAUAAUUAAGUUGUGGCUUAUACUGAGAUGCUAGUUUACCUAACUGAAUGGGAUUGAGCACAGAAGGGGAGCAAUGUGAUGAAACAUUUAAUGUCAGUAGAUAUAUUCUUCCAAUUAUAGUCAUCACUACUGAACAUUUUUUCUGCUUCUUUAUUCCCAAAGAUAAACAGAAGUAUAAAAGUUCUUAUGAAAUGAAAUUAACCUAUGUAAAAUCGCUAUGCCUGCAGUCAUCCACUAAACUUCUCUUAUUUUUUGCCUUAAAAAUGUUCUCUCAAAAUAAUGAGAAGGGACUAAACAAAAAACCAUCUGUUGCUUGUAAUUUUUCUGGCAACCAACCACGUGUAGGUGGAUGUUAUACAAGUUUUGUAUUUUCUUGUAAAUUGUUUUUUUUUGGAAAAGCGUUUAGUGUUCCUUUUAGAAGACUAUCACAAAGCUAAAAUAGUAAUAUGAUCCCGGAAAAUAAAGUUCAGAAAUUUGUUCAACAGUGUAUUUUGUGACCAAGCAGUGACUCUUCGUAGUAGCACAAAGCAAGAAAUUCCACCCAAGCUAGCUCCUAAUUGUAGCCUUUGGUGAGCAUGAGACACGGUUGGUGAAAGACACAACACUGUGAAGUUUUUCUUCUAGGUUUUCUUUACAUUGCAUGUGUUGCACUCUGGCACUAACAGACACAUGAAAAUUGGAGGUGCACAAAACCUGUGAAAAUACAAAUCGCUUUCUUUUUUUUUCUUUUUUUUUUUUACGUUUAAAUAAAAUAUCCGGAUCACCUGGCCAUGGAGAACCACAGAAGGCGUUCCCUUAUUCAUUGAAAAAUCUUGGCAGGAGGCUGGAAACAGGCUGAAAUAGAGGCUGAUUAUUUUGGCAAACCCAAAAGCAUCCAAAAACAGAAUAAAAGUUGUGGUUAAAUUUUUUAUUUUUUUUUUUUACUUUCUUUCUCAGACCAAUGUAUACCUAAUUUAAAGCUUACCCCCUUUUUAACUGUAAAAUUUUCCACCAGAGAUUAAAUGGGCUUCAUAUCUUAGCUAAUGGCUUCCUGUAAUGACAUCAACACAAUGUUUUGACUAUCGAGCUAAAUACACAUUCCCCAUUCCUGCACUGGUUGGCCAUCUUAUCACUGCUUACCCUUAGAUUUUACCAUAAAAAGAAAGAGCGAAUGGAUGCUGUACAUCUGUAUUUAAAUUUUUGGGACAUGUAUGAAAUAGGGUUGUUUUUUUUGUUGUUUUUUUAAUCUAUGCUAUGUUGCAAUGGCUAGUCAUUACAUUACAAUUAUAAAUGUGCUUGUCCCUUAUGCCUUUUACUGGAUACAUUUAUUUGGUUUUUCAGUCUGAUGGAUGCAAAAGCAAAGGUACAGAUGAAUGCAUGUUUGAACCUGCUUGAUAUCACUAACCUGUCAGCAGCAGCAUGAUAAACAGUCCUAACCAUUCUGCUACAAUCAAUUCUGUCCUGUUAUAUACUGUAUAUCCUGUUAGUUCACUUCAUGUUCAUUCCCUAUGGUGGUUGUUAAAUCUAUUAUUUCAACGAGUUAUUUGUAGGUGUGACAGUUAAGGGGAAAAUAUUUUUUGUGCAUUGAAUUGGGAAAUAAAUCUUCUGUAUAAAAAAACUGUCCUUUUAUGUUGCAUAUUGUUGAAGUUUAAAGCAUCAUUAUUAUUUUGUUUUUUUUUAAUCUGUUGCAAUCAAAAGAAAAAAGCAAAUUUAGCAGCAUACUGAUAACCCAAAACAAGACAGACUGCAGCUAUUUAAGCCUCUGUGUAAUCAAAUAAAUCAAAGUUUAAAUGAA